Effrenium voratum is the source of this 1008-nucleotide messenger RNA. Lineage: Eukaryota; Dinophyceae; Suessiales; Symbiodiniaceae. The record is from the annotation of a GenBank genome assembly.
AUGCUUCGUCCGGUCCUGGUCUCGACCGUGGGCCUGGGCGUGCUGGCCCUGCUGCUGCGACGCAGCGGCCCCGGUGGAAGUGACCGCCGGUGCACUUUGAGACGUGGACGUCGCGCAAAGCAGCGACCCGCGACAGUGCCGGAAGAGCCCGAGAGGCGAAGCACAGAAAGUCCACAGAAAAAGGCGGACGCCACCGCGCCACUGCCCACCAAUGCUGCACAGACUCUCUCAGCGUCCUGGACAGCACAAGCCGCACAGGCGGCCACGGACGCCAUGGCUGCGAGGCAGGUGAAGCCUGAGGGCGGAGCAACCGCAGCGCCGCUGGCAAGCGAGUGGGGCGAUGGAGCACCCGAUUUUGCUGAGCGGGAAUUCCUCGUGGACAACAGGCAGCUCCAAGCGCUCACGCCAGGUUUGGGCUACCGGAGGAGCAAGUCCUCAGCUGAUAGACUCCAAGAUGCAUGGGAGCCCUGGGGCAACGUAGUCAAAGGUAUUGAUGAAGGAGAGUGGCUAAGAGUCGGCAAGCUCUUCCUCCCAAAAAGGCUGGGCGGCAUCACCGUGUUGCUGGUGAAGGAGUCAAACGGACAGGCAGCCCCAGCUGCAGCUGCCCCGCAGAGGGUGGAGAAUUUGAGCUCUUGGCCAACCUGCUCUGAUUUGGAUGCCGAGACGCGAUCCGGUUCCUCCUUGCGCAGCCAUGGAGAUGUGAACGGGCAUGAGACGCCAAGGAAGAUCGAGGUUUCGGAGCUGUCCACUCAAAGUGCCACGUUUGCUUCAACAUGCCCAUCCCAUGGCUGGCAAUACCUCGAUCCAAAAGGGAAUGUGCAGGGACCAUUUUCCUUGCCGGACAUGCAGAACUGGAAUAAUAAGGGCUACUUCCGAGCAGACUUGCUCAUGCGAUGCCACCCGAAGGAUAGCUUUGUGCCCCUGGCCGCGUUGUUCCCCGCACCACUGGUGCCCUUCCAAAGUCAUCCCAGGAGGCCACGACGGCCGCGCGCAAGCAGCCCGCGAUGA